UUUAUUCCAUGGUGAUUUUCACAAAAAGAAAAGCAAAAUAUCGUUUAGAUUAAAGGCAUUUUAUUUCAGACACAAACGUUCAUACACACAUAGAAAGCCAUAUGCCUGUAACCCCCUUUGCUCUUGCUGAUAGAGGAAUUUUCCCUGGACCUGGUCAAGCGAAUAGCCAAAUUGUGUAUAGAUACAGCCUUGCGUGUGUCCUGCUUGCAACGCAUCCUGUCAAGCCACAGGUCGAGCUGUGGUCAGCAAAGUCUCACUCUACAGACCAACCUAGCCUAGGAUUCACUUUGUAUUCCCAGACUGGCAUCAAACUUGUGGCAGUCCAACUGUUUUAGCCUCCUCAGUUCUAGGAUUACAGUACGUAUGCAGAUUUUACAGUGAAACCUAAAGUGAAGACAUUUGGAGUCCAGUUUUGUUCUAGGAUACCAUCAAAGGUGCAGUGACGAGGGCAGACUGUGUAUUAUACCACAGCCCCAGGAAGGCAGGGCAACUAUAAAAGUACCCAACAGGGUGAAGGUUCUGUAGGGCAAGCAGCUGGAGUGACAAUCAAGACAGCUGAAUCACAGGGCCAGACCAUCACCAUCCAUGUGAGAGAAGUAGGGAGUGGCCUUCUCCUCCUCAUCACAGCCAAGGGAGGAGCCCUUUCUGAACAGCCUGCCUCUGAAAGCUCCGUGACCAAGCUUGGGGGAGGAGCUGCAUUUCACCAGACUGCAGCUGACAAGAAGCUUCACGGUUAAUACCAGAGGUGCACAUAAUGUGGGCAGUCUCUGUGUGAUACCAUUUGAGCCUUAGAAACACAGGACAGCUCAUAAAGUUUCCAUCAGGGUGAAGGUUCUGCAGGAUAAGCAACUGUAGUGACAAUCAGACAGCUAGAUCACUGGGCCUGACCACCACUGUCCCCCCUGAGGGAAGUAUCUUCCAGAGCUAUCUGAUUGAAACACCAUGUUCAAGCAUCCUGUGGAAUUACUUGUUGAAGAGAACAAGCCACAUAUGCUAUAAAUAUUUUGUAGUCCUAAAUCAAAAGAAACUACAGUAAGGCUAUUAUUUUUGAUAGCAACUGUUUACAGUGACAGGGAUAGCUAACCACUUCAACCUCUACUGAUAACUACUUGAUACAGUAAUCUAAAUCAUAAUGGAUACUGAAUAUGUCCUGUGUAAUUGGAAAGACCAGGCAUGGCCAGCAAAAGUUUUGAACAAAUAUGAAACAUCCUCAAACAGUAAGAGGAAGAAAACAUUUUCCAUAGAAGUUCAAAUACUUUCACUAGGUGAGAAAAUUACUUUGGAUAGCACAGAAACAAAGAUCCUAAAUAUGUCUGAAAUUGAAUCCAUUGCUGCCUCCCUAGGAGUACAGUCAGAGGUUAGUUCACCUAGAGAGGAAACAGCCUAUGAAAGAUCAAUAAACAUGGCACUGGAUCUCCUGAAAGAGAGAGCAAAUUUGAAUCAAGAAAGUAUGGCAGAUGAAGAAGAGACUACUACACUGUCUGAAAAUGCACCACAAGAUCUUUCUGAUUCGCCUCCUCGUAAAAAGUAUCGGGAAGAUGAAACAGAUCUGAAGUAUAUGGAGGAAUAUGAUGACCCAACUCCCCUAUUAGUAAUUUCAGAGAGUGACAAUGAUUCUCUCCCUGAUGAAAAGUCACAGGUGCACACAACCACUGAUACUAUUCCAAGUGAAAUGGAUACAGAGUCACCACAAAACUUGAGCUCUUGCCAGACUUUCCCUUCACUUUCAGAUGAUGUUGAUGAAGAUGAUAAAAAGGAUAAGAAAAAUAUUAAAAAAUAUAUCCCAAUCAAAGAUGACAGUGAGUAUGUUAAAGAAGAAAAAUUUGUUCCAUCACUUUUACCAGAAGACCUCACUGUGCCCCAAGCUCCGAAAGCAGAGUCAAAAGACUCCUGCCCAGAUGCCUUACCUGCUCCUUCUCAGUGUUCUCACUUAGAGAAUACUAUGGAUGAUCCUGGAGAGGGUCCAUCAAAUCUGAAUCCAUGCUUACAUAUUAUCCAGAAUCAAUCUUCUGUAGAAUCAGAUAUGGGUGCUGAGAUAACCCUUUCCAGUUGUUCAGGGGAAAGUCAGGUUCAUGCCUCUAAUCUUCCCCAGAGAGAUAUAGUAAUUGAGAGACUGAAUUUUCAGGAUCUUGAGGAAGAAGCUCGAGCUUCUGGCAAGUUGUUAUGUCAAAAUCCUACUUGUGCAGCUGCAAUUGAUAAUGAUGAUGAAGAAGAAGAACACCUUCCACGCUUCAUUCUUAGUUAUGAGUCACGUGCAUUUGAAAUAGGAAUGAUAGUGUGGUUUAAAUAUCAAAAAUACCCAUAUUGGCCAGCAGUGAUAAAAAAUAUCAGGCGAAAAGAGAGGAAAGCAAGUGUGGUUUUAGUUGAGGCAGACAUGAAUUCUAACAAGAAAGGAGUUAGAGUAUCUUUCAGAAGAUUAAAAAAAUAUGAUUGUCAAGAGAAACAAGCACUAGUGGAGAAAGCCAGAGAGAAGUACCGUGAAAGUAUUGACUGGUGCAUCUCGCUGAUUUGUGACUACAGGGUUAGAUUAGGUUGUGGUUCUUUUUCAGGUUCAUUCUUUGACUUUUAUGCUGCUGACAUUAGUUAUCCAGUCAGGAAAAUAAUCAGACAAGAUACAUUCAGAAAUAUAUUUCCAAAGCUACAUAAUGAAGAUGCACCAGAACAAAUGAGUGUGACAUCCCAGGCCAAGAAAAUGUCCUUCCAGAAAAUUCUCCCUGACCGCAUGAAAAGUGCUCGAGACCGAGCCAACAAGAAUCUACUAGACUUUAUUGUUAAUGCAAAAGGAACAGAGGACCAUCUUCUGGCCAUUUUAAGAGGCACAAAAAAAUCAAAGUGGCUUAAAUUAUUUUUGAAUACCAAGAGUUUCUCACGCUGUAUUGAAACAUACUUUGAAGAUGAAGAUCAAUUGGAUGAGGUGGUGAAAUAUCUACAAGAAAUUUACAAGCAAAUAGAUCAAAAAAUGCUGGCUUGGAUAAAAGAUGACAAAAUUAAAUUUAUACUGGAAGUUCUUCUACCAGAAGCAAUUAUUUGUGCAAUUUCUACUGUUGACGGGUUAGAUUAUGAGGCAGCUGAAGCAAAAUAUCUAAAGGGACCAUCUCUAGGUUAUAGAGAGAGAGAACUAUAUGAUUCAAAAAUCAUAUUUGAGAAGAGAAGGAGGUCAUUAUGAAUAAACAAAGCUCACUAAUUAUCCUGAAUUGAAACUUCCAUAUAUACUAGUUGAAAAAUUUCUCUAAUAGUUACAACAUGUUAAUAUUUUCUGAAAAUGGAAGUUUGGGCAAUGUGAUCAUUUUUUAAAUAUCUGUAUGAUCUGCAUAUACUGCUGCAUUUUAUUUUCUUGUUCU
Jaculus jaculus (lesser Egyptian jerboa) is the source of this 3341-nucleotide messenger RNA. It is a transcript of the gene Pwwp3b, whose product is annotated as PWWP domain containing 3B. NCBI's taxonomy places the organism in Eukaryota, Metazoa, Chordata, Mammalia, Rodentia, Dipodidae. The transcript has 7 exons. The record is from RefSeq and is a predicted model, not a curated record. Bases 1133 to 3166 code for a protein of 677 amino acids.